AAACGUAACCCUAGAAUUCGUGCAGUAUUAAAAUUGGAUGUAGCGUACUCUCACUAAGAACACGCGCCUCUUCUUCCUCAUUCAUCUCUCACUCUCUCUUCCUCUGCACCGUUUCCUGUCGGCUUUCUCUGUCCACCCUCUUUCGUCGGAUUUUAAAACCCUAGACUACCCGUUUCUCUAACCCCAACUCAAAUCAGUUCGAAUCCAAUCCAAUCGACGCGCUAGAACUUUCUCAAUCGAUGCAGUCAGGCGUUUGUUGCUAGGCUGCUGUAUUCUCGUAGCUGCUCCUGCUGUUUUAUGGAAAUACGUGUCAUUAGUAAUAGGUGAGAUGUUCCAGUUCUGGCCAUGUGGUUCGUGAAUAGUAUGAUUGCUUCCAUGGUGUGUUUUGGAAGGAGUCAGACGUUAGGUUAAUUUGUACUUGCAACUGACAAACUGAACCUCAGCUUAGCCUUUCUAUAUCUUAUAGAUGGAUCGGCGUGAUACUUCUGGAUUUGUCAGCGGGGGUGCAUUGUACACCUGUAGACAUAUCUAACCCUUAACUUUGUAGAUAAACAUCUAUAUCUUUUUUACCCUGAAGUCAGGAAGGUUGUUCUGUUAAAUUCAUAAAUAGGAGUAGAUAUUGUUUCCUACAGUGGUUUCAUUACUUUAAUGGACGUGAGGUUGAAAUCAUUUUUGGGAUUUGCUGCUAAUCAUUCUGCAAAUGCAUUCAAGAUUUUGGGCAAUUCUAUGCAAGCUGAAGGAAGGGGAGCUGAUCAGUAUGGUACAGAUACCAUCUUACGACUUGAUUCCCCUGGUUCUUCAAUUCCCACCCAUGUGCCCUCUCCUAAGGGAACAAAAAGGAAGUGGGAUUUAAUUGAUGGAUGUAUGGGUCAAAGAGUCGACUCAUCUUUGUCACUUGGGCUUGGGCGUUCAACCAGUUCCUCUGAUAGCAAGGGUAGUUCGGCUGCUGCUUGCACAGCUGUGUCUUCAGCCAAAGAUGUUGAUGAGGAAUCAUCAAUGGAUAUUGAACUGGACUUUUCUCUCCAUCUUGGCUGUGAGAAGGUACAAAGCCAGAAGAAAUUUGUUAAUUCAAGUUUGAAGACACUGGAGCUGCAACCAAAAUUUGAUUUGGAAUUAAGCCUUUCUACUGGGCCCUGUGAGUCAGAUAUUACAAGCAUACAUCUAAAUCCUUCACCUCUUCAAUUGAAUAUGGAGAUGCCAUUAGCGUUCAGUGGGACACAGAAUGCAGACGAGGGAUCAACUUCAUGUAGUUGGAAGCCAGGGAUUGUUUUGCCAUCUUCAAAGACGGCAUCAAAUACAGGCACUAGUUUUCUUCUAAAUCAGGCUUCAGAGCAGUUUGAUCAUAGUCCCGUUGUUCUGGAUCUCUCGUCAACCAGACCUAAAAGUUCAGUUACCUGCACUUCUGGGCUUACACAGCAGCAACAGCCACUGCGCCCCAGUAAUUCUAAAACAUGUCAAGUGGAGGGAUGCGGAAAGGGUGCCAGAGGAGCUUCUGGAAGAUGUAUAUCUCACGGUGGGGGUAGGAGGUGUCAGAAACCUGGCUGCCACAAAGGAGCCGAGGGUCGCACGGUUUAUUGCAAGGCACAUGGAGGUGGCAGGCGAUGUGAAUUCCUUGGUUGCACAAAGAGUGCAGAAGGACGUACAGAUUUCUGUAUUGCCCAUGGUGGUGGCCGGAGAUGCAGUCAUGAAGGCUGUACCCGGGCUGCCAGAGGGAAAUCUGGAUUGUGCAUACGACAUGGUGGUGGUAAGAGGUGCCAGAGAGAAAACUGCACCAAGAGUGCCGAAGGUUUAUCAGGCCUUUGUAUCUCACAUGGUGGAGGUCGUCGAUGCCAGGCUCCUGGAUGUACAAAAGGGGCACAAGGGAGCACAAUGUUUUGCAAAGCACAUGGUGGGGGAAAACGGUGUACAGCACCAGGGUGCACCAAAGGCGCUGAGGGGAGCACCCCUUAUUGCAAGGGCCAUGGAGGGGGAAAACGCUGUACGUAUCAGGGUGGUGGAGUAUGUACUAAAAGUGUGCAUGGAGGUACCAACUUCUGUGUGGCACAUGGGGGUGGAAAGAGGUGUGCUGUACCAGGAUGCACAAAAAGUGCUAGAGGAAGGACUGAUCAUUGUGUCCGCCAUGGUGGAGGCAAGAGAUGCAAGUUUGUAGGGUGUGGAAAGAGUGCUCAAGGCAGCACUGACUUUUGCAAAGCACAUGGGGGAGGCAAGAGGUGCUCUUGGGGCCAUCCUGGUUCAGAGUAUGGUAUUCAACAGGAUGGUCCUUGCAAUUCGUUUGCAAGGGGGAAAACAGGUAUGUGUGCUCUUCAUAGUGGGCUGGUGCAUGAUAAGAGGGUUCACGGAGGUAUCUCACUGGCAUCUGUUGUUCAGAAUCCUCAUUCGAGUAAAACAGAUGAACUAAAACAGUUACUCGUUGACAAAAACAUGGAUAUAGAUAUGAUGAAAAUAGGGAGUAGCCUUGGCUCGGCUGCAACCUGCUCUGACUUCAAGCAGUUUGAAGCUGUAACUGCUCAUAUCUCAGCCAAGGAAGGUGGUCACUUGCCAAUGUCAGUUGCUGUUCCUGAAGGCAGGGUGCAUGGUGGAAGUCUGAUGGCAAUGCUGACUGGGAGUUCUAGCCGUGGCACAAGCAGCGGGAGAAGUCUAGUUAGCGAUCCAUCCGAACCAAUCAAAGGUUAUUCCAUGCCCCAGAAUUGGAUGGAAAGCUAGUUAUCGUUUUCUUUCUCAUUGUCUCCUUAGUUAACAAAUUUUAUCAGCAUGUUACAUUAUUACUCCAUUCUACGUUAGAUUUUGACGAAUUUAGUUAUUCUUUUCUUCCUAUGAAAUUGAGUUGGGAGAAUAACCAAGUCGUUUGAAAAUCUCGUGGAGGGGAUUUAUCAUGUUAGGAAAUUGUACUUUGAUCAGGUAGUUGGUGAUGUUCUUUUUCACAUUCUUCCUUCCUCUGUAAAUAUUACCUGUAAUGUAAGUUCUGUCAGUGUGUCAUGUAUUCUAUUUAAUAAUAAAACUUCACUGAGAUUGUAUUUGUUAUAA
Messenger RNA from Vigna umbellata (rice bean), 3024 nucleotides. RefSeq lists its product as uncharacterized. NCBI's taxonomy places the organism in Eukaryota, Viridiplantae, Streptophyta, Magnoliopsida, Fabales, Fabaceae. The record is from RefSeq and is a predicted model, not a curated record.